UUUACUGCUAUUCUCAAAUAUUUACAUUAGCAACUUCCGGAAAUGGCUGGGUUGGAAAAUGCUCCGCCGAUUCCAAACAAGGAGGAUUUAGAGGAUGAAGCCCAGACUGUGAUCUCUGUUGACACGCCUGGUGGGCAGGAAGGCCCAGGGGCUCCACCACCCAUACCAGAGGUGCCUGCCCAGCCUAAACCAAGGCCAAGAAAAGCUCCAGAUAUCCCGAUAUUCGAGCGACGUAACUGGCUGAUCCACCUUCACUAUGUGCGUAAAGACUAUGAGCAGUGUAAAUCACUCAUCAAGGAACAGUUGGGGGAGUCCGGUGGCAUGUGUGAAUAUGCUGUUUAUGUGCAAGCCCUGAUAUUGCGCAUGGAGGGGCGUAUCCAGGAGUCCCUGGAGUUGUUCCAGACCUGUGCCCUCCUUAAUCCAGGCAGUGGGGAGAACCUUAAACAAGUUGCUCGGUCACUGUUUCUACUGGCUAGGCACAAGGCUGCUAUAGAUGUCUAUAAUGAGGCUGAAAAACUGAGUAUGAAUGAUUGGGAAAUCUGCCACAACAAGGGAGUAUGCCACAUGUACCUUCGGGAGAUGGAUAAGGCAAAAGAAUGCUUACAGAAAGCUAUCAGUUUUAAGCGACACGAGAUUUCGUACGUGAUGCUUGGGAAGAUCAGCCUUAUCAAGGGAGAUAUUCCUGCAGCCAUCGAGAUUUAUAAACAAGCUGUAGAAUUUUCUCCAGAAAACCCAGAUAUGCUCACGACCCUGGGGCUUCUGUACAUGCAGAUUGGUCAGUACCAGAAAGCUUUUGAAAACCUCGGCAACGCGAUGACCUACGACCCUCAACAUGUGAAAGCCAUAAUGGCUGCCGGAAGCAUGAUGCAAAGCCACGGGGAUUUUGACGUGGCGCUAACAAAGUAUCGCGUUGCUGCGGUCAGCUCACCAGAAAGUCCGCCUCUGUGGAAUAACAUCGGGAUGUGCUUCUUUGGCAAGAAGAAAUACGUGGCUGCUAUCAGCUGCCUUAAACGAGCCAACUACCUUGCGCCUUUCGACUGGAAGAUUCUCUACAAUCUGGGGCUGGUCCAUCUAACGAUGCAGCAGUAUGCCUCUGCAUUCCACUUCCUGUCUGCGGCAAUCAACCUUCGCCCGAAGAUGUCCCAAUUGUUCAUGUUGCUUGGAGUGGCAUUGACCCACUUAGAGGAUUCGGACAAUGCCAGACAGGCGUACGAGCAGGCCGUCACCUUGGACCAGAAAGAUCCAAUGAUAUCACUGAACUUCGCUGUGUUUCUCUUCAACAACAACGACAAGAAGGCGGCACAGAAACAGUUUGCGGCGUUCGAGAAUAAAAUGAGGGCACUGAAAGGCAACAAUAACCCAGCUAAUAGCGACCCUGAGGUUCAGGAGGUGGCCAGCAAACUAGCAGCUGCCUUACAGGUGGGAGAAAGCCUGGUAUGGAAAGCAGAGCCCAAACCAAGUGCUGAAGAAACCCAGGUCAAGCAGCCUGCAGAUGGCCCCGGGGCUGUUAAAGAGCCAGAGCCCAAUCGAAGUGAUUUACCACUGGCCCCCACUCCAAUUUCACGAGCUGUCACAUCUGCUGGCGUGGACACUGAUCUAGUCCCGACACCCAUUCCAGAAACACCUGCUCCAAGUUUCCCGCCAAAUAGAGACGAAAUUCUGGAGACUCCAUUACCAAAUCUCCCACCUGGAACUGAUGAACCUGAUCGCCCUCCACCAACACCAACUUUCCAUCCAGCUCCUGGAGAACCAAUGCUUCAAAAGCGAGAGGGCGAUUUGAGUGCUCUCCCAACACCUUUCGGUAAAAGUAUUCCACCCCUCCCAUUUAAACUUGGGGGUGGUUCACGUCUCCCGCCCGUUCAAGGAUCCUCAGCAACGGGGUCCAGUCUUGAUAAUCUCCCCUCUCCGCCUGACGACGAACUCCCCACAUACGCGGAGGUUGAAAUGGCGGAUAAGUUAUCGGGAAAGAAGAAGAAGAAACAUAAAAAUAAAGAACCAACACCUGAACUUGAGGCAUUGUGAUAGAACAAGCAUUGUGAUACAACAGUUCUUAAUGUAUUUUUGUUUGUUUUUUCCUCUCCAAACAUUACCAUUUUGACUCUGUCAAUUCUCUGUAUAAAACUUUUAAACAUAAACAACAUCUACCCCCUUACCAUUGUUUUCUGAUCAUAACAUAACAUGAUUAUUGUAGAGUUACUAUACAUAUCUCAAUUAACGUGUACACUCAAUUUUCUUUUUCUUUUUUCAUUUUUUAAAUUUCUUAUACAAUGUAUGUUGCAUGUUAUAUUGUCAUGGUUUGUGCAAAUCAAAUUAAUGGGAAUUUGCUGAAAAGAAGAGAGUUUUACUGAAGUUAUUCUAUUAAUGUUAAAGAGUCCUUGAUCAAUUUUUGGCAGGGCUUUUAGGAUAAAUGUAUGAUUAUGUAUUAAUGUAAGAGUGCUCAGUUACACCCAUAAAGUUACGGGCAGAAUAUAUUCGAUAAUCCUUACGAUAAUUUUAUUAAAACACACUUUACACCAAAAAUUGAGGUUACACCUGGAAAUUUGCUUAACAAUCUUUAUUAAAAUGGAGCCCUGAUCUUUGAAGCAUUAUUCAGGUGCAGGGUAUAAAUUGUUACUGGUUCUUCUUGUAAUUGUAAUACAUAUAUUUGUAGUGGACAUUCUUGCACUUCAUGUUUUUCUUGUUUUGUAACCGGUGUAUUAAGUUAUUAGAAUUUUUGAAGUAUUGGUGAAAAUUUUGCUAUAUGAUACAGAAGGGGUUUUUUGGUGGAUAAUUUACUACUAACAAAUAGUCGACAGUGCCCAUAUAUCACAAAAAAGUUGUUUCUUAAUCAUAACUUAACUUUACCACAUAACAGGAUGGAAUGUUUCAAAAUCUGACAUGUUCUUACUAUAUUUGGAAGUGCAUUCUCUCAAAGAUUCUGUUUUUAAAAAUAUUUGGUCAAUAAUAUUAUUCUGAUAAUAAUCCUACAGCUAAAAACUUUAUUUUUGUUGUUGAACUUCAAUUGUCUUAUUGUUCAGAACUUUGUUCAAAGUUCAAGUUUAAGUUCAAGCUUUGAGUAUAAUUAAUAACCUUAUUUUGAUAUGACUGAACAAUCUCAUAAUCUAUGUGAGAAUGCCCUUUAACAGAGGAGAACAAGUAAGAUUUUUAAUAAAAAAAAGUGUAGGAAGGGUCAAAGUUAAGGAACAGGAACAAUUUUAAUAUUUCCCCUGGAGUGAUAUUUAAUCUGCAUAUAAAGUCAAUCUUAUGGUGGUUGACUUGAUUCACCGUUUAGAUCCUUUAUCCAAUUAUCUACAUCAUUUUUAUAUCCAAUUUAAACCAAUAUUGACUGAGGAUUCACCUGGUUUGUGCACCUCCAUAAUUCAGCCAAAGGACGUGGCCACCGGAGGCAUGCAAUCCCCUAAUACAGCCAAAGUGUGCCGGCACCUGGGGCGUGUGCCUCCAUAAUUCAGCCAAAGGACGAGGCCACCUGAGGCAUGCAAUCCCCUAAUACAGCCAAAGUGUGCCGGCACCUGGGGCGUGCGCCUCCAUAAUUCAGCCAAAGGACGUGGCCACCUGAGGCAUGCAAUCCCCUAAUACAGUCAAAGUUUGCCGGCACCUGGGGCGUGCGCCUCCAUAAUUCAGCCAAAGGACGAGGCCACCUGAGGCAUGCAAUCCCCUAAUACAGCCAAAGUGUGGCGGCACCUGGGGUGUGCGCCUCCAUAAUUCAGCCAAAUGGUGCUGGCAGACCUUUAUAAACAAGACAACGAAUGUCGAUUUUUUCUGUAGUACUUAGACUGAGCAUAUGGUUUGUGCUGAUUGUUAAAACAGCAAUUACUUUAUGUGUCAAUGAUUUAUAUUGUAUCAAUAUGACUUGGGUUUUGUUAUAUUAAGGCCACAAUUAAAAUAUAUUUUUUUUCUUAUCUGACCGAAUCAUAAAAAAUACCCGCUACCCAGACUUAGACUCUCAAGUGGCCAUUUUUUAGUUUUUGUUUUACAUUUAUAAUAGGAAUUAAGGGUUAAGGAAGUUAUAAAGAAAUACCUUUCUCACCUUAAAGCUGCACUCUCACAGAUUGACUGUAUUGACAACUUUUUUUAAUUUUUUGUCUGGGAAUGAGCAAAUUUUUGCGUAAAUGUCUAGAAGCCAGUGAAUGAAGACUGCUGACAAAAGAUCAGAUCGCAGUUUUUCAUAUUUAUGUUUGAAAAUUGAUGUUUUAUUUCCAAAAGAGUUACCAACGCUUUAAGGAAAAUGAGUUUUCUGAACAAUUCAGAUCUGUUCUUUAGUGUGUUAUCUUAUUUGAUUGAUUUGAAGGCAUUGAUGCCAAAAUCAGCUGAUUCCUAGACAAAAAAUAAAUCAAAAGUCAAAACUGUCAAUCUGCUUUAAAUGUACAAAAACGUAUUUUUAAUUGUUGUCUUUUUCUUCUGUAACUGAAUUUAUAUACAGGAAAUGAAAAUAAUAAUAAUCUUACAUAAUAUGUAAUAUAUAAAGUACUAAUCUCUCAAAUGCUUGUGCAUUUAGUACAAGUUUAUUUUAAAUGGUUCAUGAUUUUCCGUCCAAUUUUUUUUAUGUAUGAAAUGAUUGUUUGAUUAAUUUAUUAUUGUUUUAUUUAUUUAUUUCAUUAUUAUUUGUAUACAGCUUUAUUGCCCAUUAUAAAGUGUUGAAUACAUACAUGUAUGUAUACCAAAAAAAGAAAACGAGUGAUCUGAAUAUAAUGAAAAUAGUUCAGUGUCGAU
Molecule: messenger RNA, 4710 nt
Organism: Mya arenaria
Lineage: Eukaryota; Metazoa; Mollusca; Bivalvia; Myida; Myidae
Product: Bardet-Biedl syndrome 4 protein homolog
Exons: 13
Coding region: 43-2022 (659 amino acids)
Biological process (GO): protein localization to cilium; cilium assembly
Cellular component (GO): ciliary basal body
Molecular function (GO): protein binding
Source: RefSeq, a predicted model, not a curated record